AGAGAAGGCUCAAUGUCUCACAGAACUACAGUUCCCAGGAUUCCCUAGCCUUCAGCUAAAGUGGUGUCAAACUGGAUUAUUUUUGCAGUGCACUAAGAAGCACGAAUUAAUAUUUCUAAGAGUGCAUAUGUGGCAAUGUCCUUCCUUUUUUUCUUGAGUGUCCUACAUUUUGUGGUGCCUUGUCCUCCUUUGCGGUGAGGACAUCUUGUCACCCUGCCUUUAGAGCGUUUAGGGCUGUAGGGUAAACUAGGGACAGAUGUGUGAGAAUAAGGGGACUCGGGUUGCAUCUGGUUGUAAUUGUUUUGUAUUGUGUCUGUCUUAAUAAUUUCCCACGCAUGGCGACCCUAAGGAGAACCUAUUACGGGGUUCUCUUGGCAAGUUUCAUCAGCGUGUUUGCCAUGGCCAUCCUCUGGGGCUGAGAGAGUGUGACUUGCCCAAAAUCACCACUUGUUCUGGCAAAUGGAUGUCAACAGGAAGCUCUCAGAACAGAAUCAUUGUGCAUCUGGAUUUGGACUGUUUUUAUGCACAGGUGGAAAUGAUCUUCAAUCCUGAAUUAAGAGGCAAACCUUUAGGUGUACAGCAGAAAUAUGUGGUUGUCACCUGUAAUUAUGAAGCCAGAAGCUUUGGGGUCAAAAAACUCAUGUCUGUGAAAGAAGCAAAAGAAAAGUGCCCAGACCUGGUGCUAGUUAAUGGAGAAGACUUGACAAAGUAUAGGGAAAUAUCUUAUAAGGUUACAGAAUUACUGGAAGAAUUUACUCCACUGGUUGAAAGACUUGGAUUUGAUGAAAAUUUUGUGGACAUCACAAGGAUGGUAGAUUUGAGACUAGAACAAUGGAAGAAAGAUGCUUUUUCUAAAAUCACUUUCUCUGGUCACAUAUAUAAUAAGCAGACUGUCACUUUCGAAGAUCCAGCACAUAUACGAUUAGCUGUGGGAUCCCAGAUUGCAGCGGAAUUAAGAGAAGCCAUGUACCACAGGCUGGGCCUUACAGGCUGUGCGGGAGUGGCAUCCAAUAAAUUACUUGCCAAGUUGGUGUCUGGGACUUUUAAACCAAACCAGCAAACUGUUUUGUUGCCUGAGAGCCACCAAGACCUGAUGGUCAGCCUUGACCACAUACAAAAAGUGCCUGGUAUUGGUUUUAAAACUGCAAAACGUCUCAUGAAACUGGGACUUAGUACUGUGUGUGAUCUCCAGUUGUGUUCAGCUGCGAUGCUAGAAAGAGAGCUAGGCAUUUCAGCAACACAGCAUAUCCAGAAACUCAGCAGGGGAGAAGAUGACUCCCUAGUCACACCAUCAGGACUUCCUCAGUCCCUGAGUGAUGAGGACUCCUUUAAAAAGUGCUCUUCUGAAGCAGAAGUGAAAAAGAAAAUCGAAGAACUACUCACCAACCUUUUGCACAGGUUAUCCAAAGAUGGGAGAAAGCCACAUACAAUAAGAUUGACUCUUCGCCAGUUUACGCUUACCAAUAAAUGGUUUAACCGAGAGAGCCGUCAAUGUCCUAUUCCAUCUCAUGUGGUUCAGAGAAUUGGAACAGAUGAUGCCAGCAUCAAGACCCACUUGGUUGCCAUCCUUAUGAAACUGUUCCAUAAAAUGAUAAAUGUGAAGGCUCCAUUUCAUCUGACCCUUCUGAAUGUCUGCUUCUCCAACCUCAAGAAUGCUCCUGCUUCUACCAAGGAGUCUAUUGGGUUUUAUUUAACUCGCCCAUCACCUUCUUCAAGCUGUGGAAAGCUUACUUAUAAAAUGGAGAAUGUGAAUGCUGUAGAACAUGCAUUUCUAGAAGAUCAGGUGAAACCUGAUGAAGUUUUAUCAGAGGCAAGAAACAUAAGAAAUAUACAAGCUCCUCAAGAGACAUUGAGCCUCUCAAAACAGCCUGACAUUCAUGAUGUUCCUCUUCAUGUACUUCCAGCUGAUAUUGACUAUGAUGUCUUUAAUCAGCUUCCAGAAGAAAUAAAAGAGGAAAUUAUAAAUGCUCAGAAGAGAGAAGGAGAUACUGCAGUAACUCUUUUACACAAGACAUUGCCUGCCAGGAUGGAAGAACUGGACAAAACAGAAGACAGAAUAAGCCUCAGUGCCCAUGAGGCUGCAGAAAACAUAUCAGUCACUGAUUAUACAGAAUCUGUGGAUGCUAAAAACUUGUCCCCAGUUCCAUCUCAUUUCUAUGCUUGUGUUCCAGAAGGGCAGAAACAGUCAAAUAACAAAGUCUUCUGUGACGGAGGCGGGAAGGAAGGUCCAGAACUUGUCCUUCCUCCAACUAUUGAUCCCAAGACAUUUUCUGAGUUGCCUGAAGAGAUGCAGAAAGAACUGUUGGAGGAGUGGAAGUGUCAGACUCCUGUUUCCAAAAUGCGGUUGAGCAAAACCCAUGACAAGCUUAAAAUGAAAAAGAAAAGUCUGCCUUCUCCACCACAGCCUAACAGUUUAUUAAGAUACUUUAAACCAAAAUGACUACCAUGCAUACUUGAUACAAAGAUAUAGAUGCAACACCUCUGAGACUAGAUACCUUGAAACUGAGAGGUAGCCUACACAUUCAGCAAAACUGUAUGGCCAAGUUCUAGGACGGCACCAUUUCAGAUAGCAGAUUGGAGAAAAGAUUCAGUUUUUUAUGCAUCGAAGUGUUUUUAAAAAGUGAACAAUACCUCCCUACAUUGAUAAAGAUCCUAGAGGUUAUGUGUUUAGCCUUCCAACUCAUAUGGCCUCUUCUACAUGGCAGGGCUUUAUUUAUUAAAAGUAAUAGUGGGAAUUGUGCAGCCUUCCAAACAUUACUGAAUUGCAUUUCCCAGUAUUUUUCCCAUUGUCUAUGUUGACUAGGGCUGCUGGGAGUUGUAGUCCAACAGUAUUUGGAGGGCUGCACAAAUCCAACUUAGAAAUGCUAUUUGCACCUGUCAUGGGAAGUCCCACACCCUCUAUAAAAACUCAGCCAUAAAUCUUCCUAAGGUAAGGGAAUUCCUAAAAACAAGAUAAUCCCUUUACAUUUAGUAAAGGGAAGAAUGGUGAGAUUUUUUGGGGAAGAAAAUUUCACCAAGCAUUUCUCCUACCAUUUCCUCAGGCACAGAUAUUACAGCACCUAGUUUUCUGACCUACAGAAAGCCAAACAGGAAUGUGAGAUGGAGAAUGCAUGGAAAUAGAAUAGGUCAGAGGUGGACAGUCCACAGUGUGUGGUAGUUUGAGCUGUCUCCACACCAACGUUUGCCUUUUCUCUUUCCUUCUUCCAGUGUGAGAAUUCAGGCCCCAGUUUCCAAAAGGCUGCCUGCCCUGACAUAAAUUGACAUAUGUGCAGGGAACAUCUGGAUCCAGUUGCACUCUUAUGAGGUGGCAAGCUUGAACAAAUCUUGUUUCAGCAUCUGUUCUUAAAAUGGGAAUUAUUUAUGCUGCAAACAAGGUUGUGUUAAAAUCUGGUGAAAUAUGUUCUUGACCAUGUCAGAAGGUUACCAGUUCUUAGUGAUAAAUGUAACUCUUUUUCCCAUUAGAGUGUUGAAAUAGGCCUAAAGUCUUAUAGCCUCUGCUCCUUAAAUAAUUUUAAAGUGGAGUGAAUUUUUAAUGACAUCCUGUUUCUACUUGGGGUGUUGGUAAUCAUGGAAAAGAUUGUGAUUGCCAGAUAUCUGCCAUGUUAAAAUGGUUAAUACGCCAUAUUUACACCAUUCUUGCCUAGAAUGCCUAUGAUAACAUGUAAGAAGCCUCUUGGUUCUUCCCAUUUGUCACUUACAUUCUUAUAUAUUGGCUAUAAGGAGAGCUUUUGCUUUCUGAGUGCAACAAAGGAGGUAUUUAAUAUCUUUAGCUUUGAUAUGAGUAUAAGAUGAGACUUUAAGACUGAUAGAACAUUAUACAUGAUUAGUAUUUACAGUUAUUAGCAUCAUUAUUCAUUGUGAAAGAACAUUAUACAUGAUUAGUAUUUACAAUUAUUAGCAUCAUUAUUCAUUGUGAAAGAAAAUGAACGUGCGAGGUUAUAAUGCACUGGAAGAUUUUGUGGAUGUUUUGGUGAAACAAAUGGGGAUGUGCUACCCUGUCUUCAAACACAGGAGUGAGGAAGAAUUUAAUUCAGAUUAUUAUUCUUAUUACUAUUGUAUAAAAAUGGUCUGAAUUUACACUUCCUGAAUCUGUAUAAAAACUGAAAUGCAGUUAUCCUUUGGUAUACAUGUUUUGCAGAAUUUUGUGGUGCACUUUUCUCAACAAAGGAAGCAUUCAACAAUAUGUAUAUUGAGGAAACAUUCACAGAGAAAUGUGACUGUUACAGGAGGAGAUGUACAAAUAUAACAAGGAAAAUGCAAUAAAUGUAUGUAUUGGGAA
Messenger RNA from Sceloporus undulatus (fence lizard), 4279 nucleotides. It is a transcript of the gene POLI, whose product is annotated as DNA polymerase iota. Gene Ontology annotation, biological process: translesion synthesis. The transcript is spliced from 10 exons. Lineage: Eukaryota; Metazoa; Chordata; Lepidosauria; Squamata; Phrynosomatidae. The coding region runs from base 464 to 2440 and encodes 658 amino acids. Gene Ontology annotation, molecular function: DNA-directed DNA polymerase activity; damaged DNA binding. The record is from RefSeq and is a predicted model, not a curated record.